CCUCUUUUAUGCAUUAAGUGUGUCUGUUCAUCUCUCUCACACAGAGAGUGACGUGACGCAACAAGGAGACAGACAGGGACAAGUAGAGCUACAGAAAGGAAAAUUAUUCACGAGGCAAAUAAAAAAAGAGAGACAGACCAGAGACCAGCAAAUACAUAUAUCAUUGUCGGAUAUGGCCAGGUUGGAUGUCAUAGAGGUGUUUCAUGGUAUUUCUUUUCCUGGACAUCUGCACACACAGGAGUCUUUGCAACUUGCUCAGAAAUUUCCAUUUAAGGACACGGAUAUCCUCAUUGCCUCCUAUCCAAAGUCAGGCACCACAUGGAUGCAGCAAAUUGUGACUCUCAUAUCCAGCAAAGGGAACCCAAACUUGUCCCAGACUGUCCCAAACUGGACUCGGGCUCCCUGGCUGGAGCAAUAUUAUUUUUCUGUGCUACUGGAGGCCUCAUCGAUCACAUCUCGAGUUAUCACCACACACCUGCCUCACCACCUGCUGGGCCCUGCCCUCCAGGGCUCCAAAGCCAAGGUCAUCUAUGUGAGCAGAAACCCUAAAGAUGUAGUGGUGUCCUUUUACCACUUCCACAAAAUGGCAAACUUCCUCCCCGAGGCUGGCACAUUUUCAGAAUUUUUCAAUCGAUUCCUGGAGGGCACACUGUCCUAUGGGUCCUGGUUUGACCAUGUUAAAGACUGGACCAGUCACACAGCAACAAUGAACAAUCUGCUUCACAUCACCUAUGAAGAGAUGUCGCUGGACCUAUAUGGCACGAUAAAGAGGGUAAGCUCUUUCCUACAAAGCAACCUGGUGGAGGAUGAGGUCAACAACUGUGUGAAACACUGUAGCUUCAGCAGCAUGAAAAACAACAAAAUGGUCAACUACACCCUGAUUGAUGAAGAGAUAAUAGACCAUAGCAAAGGCUCCUUCAUGAGAAAAGGCAAGAUUGGAGAUUGGAAAAACAUGUUCACAGAGGAACAGAAUCAAUAUUUCAAAAGUGUCUUCAAGUCCAAGAUGCAAGACUGCACUUUAGAGUUUGUGUGGGAGGAGCCAGACAAAGAGGAGAUGCACGCACAAACUGUGAACAAAGCCGAAUGAAGUUUGAAGUCAUGUACGAGACUGCACAAGUGGAAGGUUUUCUCUUAGCUGUACUUUAAAUGAUUUUAGCUGUAUAAAAUCAUACUAACAUGUAGUAAAUUCAGUCCUAAAUUAAAAAUAAUGUUCACAGGACAUUUUCUGACAUGCAAUGUUUAGUAGCCAAUGCCUCUUAUAUCCAUUGCUCUUGCUUUCAUAAAUGUGUGUGAUGUGCCGCUUGUGGUGAUGUAUUCACAGUUUUGAUGCGACAACUGUAUGAAUAAAAAUCAGAUUAACUGAAUCCUCUUGAA
Messenger RNA from Dicentrarchus labrax (European seabass), 1374 nucleotides. It is a transcript of the gene sult5a1, whose product is annotated as sulfotransferase family 5A, member 1. Lineage: Eukaryota; Metazoa; Chordata; Actinopteri; Moronidae. The transcript has 6 exons. Gene Ontology annotation, molecular function: sulfotransferase activity. Gene Ontology annotation, biological process: sulfation. Gene Ontology annotation, cellular component: cytoplasm. The record is from RefSeq and is a predicted model, not a curated record. The coding region runs from base 173 to 1087 and encodes 304 amino acids.